Molecule: messenger RNA, 5982 nt
Organism: Molossus molossus (Pallas's mastiff bat)
Lineage: Eukaryota; Metazoa; Chordata; Mammalia; Chiroptera; Molossidae
Gene: SLC8A1
Product: solute carrier family 8 member A1
Exons: 8
Coding region: 31-2907 (958 amino acids)
Biological process (GO): cell communication; sodium ion transmembrane transport; calcium ion import across plasma membrane
Cellular component (GO): postsynapse; axon; sarcolemma
Molecular function (GO): calcium:sodium antiporter activity
Source: RefSeq, a predicted model, not a curated record
GGGACGGUUGGAAGUCGGCUGCUGGGCAACAUGCUGCGAGUAAGUCUGUCACCCACCUUUUCGCUGGGAUUUCACCUGUUAGCUAUUGUGGCUGUCUUAUUUUCCCAUGUGGACCAUAUAAACGCCGAGACAGAGAUGGAAGGAGAAGGCAAUGAAACUAACCAGUGUACUGGCUCAUAUUACUGUAAGAAAGGGGUAAUUUUACCCAUUUGGGAGCCCCAAGACCCUUCCUUUGGGGACAAAAUUGCUAGAGCUACUGUGUAUUUUGUGGCCAUGGUCUACAUGUUUCUAGGAGUCUCUAUCAUUGCCGACCGGUUCAUGUCCUCCAUAGAAGUCAUCACGUCUCAAGAAAAAGAAAUAACCAUAAAGAAACCCAAUGGAGAGACCACCAAGACAACUGUGAGGAUCUGGAAUGAGACGGUUUCCAACCUGACCUUGAUGGCCCUGGGAUCUUCUGCUCCAGAGAUUCUCCUCUCCGUAAUCGAAGUGUGUGGCCAUAACUUCACUGCAGGGGACCUGGGUCCCAGCACCAUCGUGGGAAGUGCUGCCUUCAAUAUGUUCAUCAUCAUCGCACUUUGUGUUUACGUGGUCCCAGAUGGAGAGACGAGGAAGAUUAAGCAUCUGCGUGUGUUCUUUGUGACGGCAGCCUGGAGCAUCUUUGCCUAUACCUGGCUUUACAUUAUUUUGUCCGUCAUCUCUCCUGGGGUCGUGGAGGUCUGGGAAGGUUUGCUUACUUUCUUCUUCUUUCCCAUCUGUGUCGUGUUUGCUUGGGUUGCAGAUAGGAGGCUUCUGUUCUACAAGUAUGUCUACAAGAGGUAUCGGGCUGGCAAGCAGAGGGGAAUGAUUAUUGAACAUGAAGGAGACAGGCCAUCCUCCAAGACUGAGAUUGAAAUGGAUGGGAAAGUGGUCAAUUCCCAUGUGGACAAUUUCUUAGACGGCGCUUUGGUGCUGGAGGUGGAUGAGAGGGACCAGGACGAUGAGGAGGCUAGGCGAGAAAUGGCUAGGAUUUUGAAGGAACUCAAGCAGAAGCAUCCAGAUAAAGAAAUAGAGCAGUUAAUAGAAUUAGCUAACUACCAAGUCCUGAGUCAGCAGCAAAAAAGUCGAGCAUUUUACCGCAUUCAAGCUACUCGCCUGAUGACCGGAGCUGGUAACAUCUUAAAGAGGCACGCAGCUGACCAAGCAAGGAAGGCUGUCAGCAUGCACGAGGUCAACACGGAAGUGGCUGAAAAUGACCCGGUCAGUAAGAUCUUCUUCGAACAAGGGACCUACCAGUGUCUGGAGAACUGCGGCACCGUCGCCCUGACCAUCAUCCGCAGAGGUGGCGAUUUGACCAACACUGUGUUCGUGGACUUCAGAACUGAGGACGGCACAGCCAAUGCUGGGUCCGACUAUGAGUUCACUGAAGAAACGGUGGUCUUUAAGCCUGGCGAGACCCAGAAGGAGAUCAGAGUUGGCAUCAUCGACGAUGACAUCUUUGAGGAGGAUGAGAAUUUCCUCGUGCAUCUCAGCAACGUCAAAGUCUGUUCCGAAGCGUCCGAAGACGGCAUCCUGGAAGCCAACCACGUCUCGGCACUGGCUUGCCUCGGCUCCCCGUCCACAGCCACCGUGACCAUCUUCGAUGAUGACCACGCGGGCAUCUUUACUUUUGAGGAGUCCGUCACUCACGUGAGUGAGAGCAUUGGCAUCAUGGAGGUGAAAGUAUUGAGAACAUCGGGCGCUCGAGGAAAUGUUAUUGUUCCCUAUAAAACCAUCGAAGGGACUGCCAGAGGUGGAGGAGAAGACUUCGAGGACACCUGCGGGGAGCUUGAAUUUCAGAACGACGAAAUCGUCAAAACAAUAUCAGUCAAGGUAAUUGAUGAUGAGGAGUAUGAGAAAAACAAGACCUUCUACCUUGAGAUCGGAGAGCCCCGCCUGGUGGAGAUGAGUGAGAAGAAAGGUGGCUUCACGAUAACAGGCCAACCUGUCUUCAGGAAAGUUCAUGCUAGAGAACAUCCGAUCCCCUCUACUGUAAUCACCAUUGCAGAGGAAUGUGAUGACAAGCAGCCGCUGACCAGCAAAGAGGAGGAGGAGAGGCGCAUUGCAGAACUGGGACGCCCCAUCCUGGGAGAACACACUCGGCUGGAAGUGAUCAUCGAAGAAUCCUAUGAAUUCAAGAGUACCGUGGACAAACUUAUCAAGAAGACAAACCUCGCCCUUGUGGUCGGGACAAACAGCUGGAGGGAGCAGUUUAUUGAAGCCAUCACUGUCAGUGCUGGGGAAGAUGACGACGACGACGAAUGCGGAGAGGAGAAGCUGCCCUCGUGUUUCGAUUACGUGAUGCACUUUCUGACUGUGUUCUGGAAGGUCCUCUUUGCCUUCGUGCCGCCGACAGAGUACUGGAAUGGCUGGGCGUGUUUUAUCGUCUCCAUCAUCAUGAUUGGCGUCCUGACAGCUUUUAUUGGCGACCUGGCUUCCCACUUCGGCUGCACCAUUGGCCUGAAAGACUCCGUGACUGCGGUCGUGUUCGUCGCACUGGGAACUUCAGUACCAGACACUUUUGCAAGCAAAGUGGCAGCCACCCAGGACCAGUACGCAGACGCAUCCAUCGGUAACGUCACUGGCAGCAACGCGGUGAAUGUCUUCCUGGGAAUCGGUGUGGCCUGGUCCAUCGCUGCCAUCUACCACGCGGCCAACGGGGAACAGUUCAAAGUGUCCCCUGGCACACUAGCUUUCUCUGUCACUCUCUUCACCAUUUUUGCUUUCAUCAAUGUGGGGGUGCUGCUAUAUCGGCGGAGGCCAGAAAUCGGAGGUGAGCUGGGUGGGCCCCGGACUGCCAAGCUCCUCACAUCCUCCCUCUUUGUGCUCCUGUGGCUCUUGUACAUUUUCUUCUCCUCCUUGGAGGCCUACUGCCACAUAAAAGGCUUCUAAAGGAACAAUCAGAUACAGUAAAUUUAUAUAUAUAUACAUAUAUACAUAAAAAAAAUAUGUACAAUGAACAGAGGAAACUGACAUUUGUCAUGUUCUCUUACCUGCUGAUGGAAUCCAGCUUCAAGAGCAUACUUACUAGGGCUGAAGUGAGAAACCAUCACCUCCCAUCCCCAGGGGCGUCGUCACAUUGAACAAGGCGUGGAGGCAGGGCCAUCUUUGCGGUUCGGCCUAGAAGGGCUGUGUUCUCUCCAGGUUCAUACAUCGUCCAGUCUUUGAUUUGUUUUCUGUUUUGGCUUGUUUUCAGUGGGGGUUGGGAGGUAGUUGAUGUUUGCCUUUUAUUUUGUUUCAUUUUCGUUUUUUUUGUUGGGAAGAUCAGGGUUCUCGCUUCUCUCGUGGGAGGUGAUGACCAAGCUAAAUGCAAGUGGAUUUUUGGUAUAAGUUUAAGUCAUUCAGAUUAUUUUCCCUUCCCCCAAACACUUUACAAGUUAUUUUGGACUAAGCAAGGCUGUGGGCACAGAAGAAGCAGGAAGCACGUUUUCACCAUGUUCCUAACUCCAAGCUUAGCUCUGGAAUGUGAGCAGAGGUGAAGCUGCCUCCAAGAAGAAGCGUGGGAGCCGGACUGGAGCCAGGAAAAGUGAUGGUUCCCGAUACAGCUGAUAUUUAACGCUCUGAUGCCUGGCACUCUUGUUCAACAGGUCCAAGAGUAACAUGCCCAGAUUCCCAGGAACGCACAAAAUCCUCUAUUUCUUCUCUCUUUAGCUCUGGAUUGUGGUUAGCAAGGCCCUUAUUCUGGUGUUCCAGCCCAGCUAACUCCCCAGGUCCCCCACCCCACCGCCUCCUGCUACCCACCACUCUUCAUGCAAACAGAAAGAGUAACUCCAUUCAAAAAGCAUUUUCAUCCUUUUCCAUUUGCAUCAAUCCGUGUCCCAGUCCCCUGUUGCUGUCGCCUGGGAUCAUCUGUUGGUUUUAUUUUCCAAAGCAUCCAUGGCUUGCACAAUCCUGUUCCAGUCACGACUGAACAUUUGCUCCUUCUUCAUGUGCUUGUUUGGGAAUGUUGUCAUGAUACUUGUUACCCAGUGCAUGGACGAAAAACAAAUAAAACAAAACAAAGCGUUACCUGUAUAUAGUAGAGUAUAGCAUACACUGUUCUCCCAUCCAGCAACGUUAAUUGGACAUGGAAGACAUAAGGGAGUUUUCUUUUCACCUGAGCUGAAACUUUUGUGUUGUUAUUGAGCUUAUGACUAGGGAUUAAAGGAGAAGAUGGCUUCUUGUUGUUCAUGGAGCUGCACAUUCAUUUCUAAGAAGCAAUAACUGUCACGUGGGAAGUGAAAGCUAUGGCGAGGACAGCAGGCAAACUACAGAGUAUCUCCAUGGAGAAUUAGCCAUGUGGAACACACCAGAGGCCUCUAAAAACCACCUGCUGAUUCGGGAGGGCCGAGGAGAGAGGUACAGAGACGUGGAUGCGUUAGACGAGCCUAGGCUUCGAGAGCCUGUUUUCACAGCACCCCCCCCCCCCCGAAGUAUUUAUUUCACAUCUGCUCUGUCUGGCACAGAUGGUAGAUAGUGCUGGUUUGUUCAUUUUAUUUUUUAUGUCGAAGGCUAUUUUGAGCCCUGUUUCUUUCCCAGUCCAGACCCCUUUGAUUGUAUCUGCAGUUCCUGAGUAGGAAAGAAGCCAGGCUGACCAAAGGGUCUUUACAAGGGAGUCUUCUCUACUUACGACUGAGGGAUAAGCAUUUAAAGGAGAUGCGGGCCUCCCAGGAGGCCAGGGAUUUGUAACCCUGGAAAGGGAACGGCUCUUUCUAUUUCAAAAUACCAAAGAGCAUGGAUGAACCCACCUUCCAAAGUAGUGAGUUCACUGAUGAGAGAAAUGGAAUGUCACUGGUCCCCUCUCAGAGACCUCUCUAUAAAGAUUCCCAGGCUGGAGACACCCCUAACCUUCUGUAUUGAUUCAAAGAUACAUAAGAAAUAGAAACUGUUGAGAGCUAUUUUCUCUAUUUCCACUUGGUGAUUAUGAUCACUCAUCAUUUAAUAUAAAUAUCUGGUGACUGGAUGAAUAAUUAAAUGCUGGUUACCCGCUCAGUAUGCCAAGUACUAUGCUACCUCCUGGGGACUAAACCAUGAAGGGAAAAGCCCAGAUCCCUGCCCUCAGGGGGCCCACCGUUAAUCUGAUUGCUCUUUCUAUGAGUCAAAGUUAACCCAGCCACGUGGGAACAGAUUUAUCUUGCAAGGAAAAACACAAUGAUGAAACUUUAAAAAUAAACACAUUGAAACUGUGCAAAUACAAUUGUUCAGAAAAGAUACACAAGAUCUUUCCUGAACCAAGAGUAGAAAGCGUAGAUUAGGAAAAGUAUCCUAGGUGUCCUUGGCCAAUCUUGCAGAUACAUGCAUCUCCUCAUCUGAAACCAAGAAAGGCAAUCGUGUUGGUAUUCCGUACCACUGAGGAGGCCCAGUUAAUCCCAGUUUGUAUCUUGGUUUGACAACAGUACUUUUCUAUGCCCCACCCUCUACAAUUGUUAUCUCCUGGAGACUCACCUCUGACCUGUCAUGGCCCAACACACUGGUGACCUGACUCCUUUGGGGGUACAUUCUAGCCCCCCGCUUUUUGGAAGAUUUACUAAAUGGAAAGCUAGCCUAGAAACACCAAGUAAUUAUUGUCAAGGGAUAUGAGUUGUCUAAACAUUAGAAAGAUCUCACACUUAUUUUUAGCCAUAUUUGGAAUGUCAAUGAUCCCAUAGCAAAUUGUUACAGGGAACUUUUGAGAAAUUCUUACCAUUGGUCAAUUUCAAUUUCAAAUCUUUUGGGUUUGUUUGCUUUUAAAAUUUUUACGUUAUAGGGAAAAUAUGAUUCUGGUUGUUCAGGGUUUAUUAAUAAUUAUAGUUGUGUAAAAUUAUUUUAUUUUGUUUGAUUAUUCUAUUAUGUGUGUAUUGUGCACAGCUUUAAAGGAAAAUGCACUAAUUGUGCUGUUCCUUAUACAUGGUACACGUUACUGACACAGACAAAUAAAGUUUCUCAUUGUUUCUGACUUAAUCACUAGUGAUACAGCAUAUUCUGUAUGGAAUAUUUUCUCCCUUCUCA